Molecule: messenger RNA, 167 nt
Organism: Cetraspora pellucida
Lineage: Eukaryota; Fungi; Glomeromycota; Glomeromycetes; Diversisporales; Gigasporaceae
Source: the annotation of a GenBank genome assembly
AAGAAAGUUGUAAUAAUACUAAUACAAAUAAACAAACUAAAACUAGUUAUAAACUUGAUAACAUUUAUUUAAAAGAAACAAAUAAGAAUAAUAUAAAAACAUUUUUUAAAGAUUUGGAUAAUAAAAGUAAAAAUGAUAAAAUUGAAAAUAAAAAUGCUAUACAACAA